Strongylocentrotus purpuratus (purple sea urchin) is the source of this 1548-nucleotide messenger RNA. RefSeq lists its product as uncharacterized. The transcript has 7 exons. NCBI's taxonomy places the organism in Eukaryota, Metazoa, Echinodermata, Echinoidea, Camarodonta, Strongylocentrotidae. The coding region runs from base 372 to 1280 and encodes 302 amino acids. The record is from RefSeq and is a predicted model, not a curated record.
GAGGUGAAAAUUACACAUGUAGUUGCAAAAUAGUUGAAAAGGGCCAUGUAUUGUUACGAAGAAGAUCAUAACUGAUCAUAGCUAAAUUUGUUAGAACAUGUGAGACCGCAACAAUUAGACACCAGUCUCACGGCAAAGUACCGGAAACCAGUCUAUUGGCAGGUCAAAGAGCAGCAGCCAUUACGUCAACAAGCUGUGGGGAAUCCCCACUCAGAUAGGCACCAGUAAUACGCUAAACAUCUGUCGACGGAGGUUAUUCGCCUACACAGAGCUUGUUAUCGGACUAUCCCGCUCUUCUCAAGUGGAACGAAAACGUUACUGGAACUUUAAUUCUCGACUUCCAAUGAGUAUCAUCAGCUAUAAAGGAAGAGAUGGAGGAAAUGAUCCUGAAACGGUUGUUGAUUGGGGCGAUCUUGCUUUCUUUACUGGGCUCCAUUGUAACGCAGAAUGAAACUGUUCUUAGCGGAACUAUCUUGCUCGUCGUGCUACUGUCUCCCUUCGGAGUCGCGUGGUACAUACAUCACACAUCUGAAAUUCGACGGCUCCGUGAGAAGAUUCAAGACUACAGACCUGGUCAAUGGACUAUCAAAGAUACAGGUGAAGGAUUCGAAAGACCUUCAAAGGUUCGACUAGGUGUCUUUGGUGUCCAGGAUUCCGGCAAGAGUAGCUUUCUCAACUCUCUUCACUUUGCAUUCAAAGGUGGCUGGGAACAAGUCUACGUUGAGAAAGGUGAGGCGUCGAAUGGAGGCGAGACUAUAUUCCGAGACCCUGCCAGACUAACUGAUUACGUAACUACAUUCGAUACACGUGGACUAGUUGAUUUGUCCAUUUAUAGAGUUCCAGAGGUGAUAGCUGAGAUCACUGGUAAACGAGGAAUCAACACUCGUUCUUGGACUAAAGGCGAGAAGAUUGACUGUCCCAUUUUCAUCCUGAGAUACAGCUCAGCAACGGGAACACGGCACUGCACUAAAUUUCUAGAGACACUGGUUCCUCAAGUCAGGAAUCAGCUUGGUGGAUAUCCUAUUAUGGUGGUGACUUUUGCCAAAUGUAUAUCUAACCAAGAGGAGAUCAUUGGAGACAUCACCAGGGCCGGUAUGGAAAAGGGCAGUGUGUUCUUAAUUGAAAAUUACACAGAUGUAAACCACGAGAUGGAUUCUAAGAAACACAUUGCUCUGCUGAAUAUACUAGAGGCAUGCAUCAAACGAGCUGAUGACAGCAUCACCUUCCAGUGGCGAAAAGAAAAUGAAACACCUCAGAAAAGCAAAUGCGAGAUAAUGUAAAGAAGUGAUUAACCCAACUAAGGGGGGGGGGGGGGGGACAAUGGGGAAAAAUAAAGUGGCCUAAAUGUAGUGCAACUCAAAUUUCGGUGUCUAUUAACGCAGAUAUAUUGAUUAUUAUAUCCCGCAUACUAAUAAUCUUGCAAUCUGAUUGGUCUAAACGAGGUCACGUGAUUAAUGAUAGAUAUGUACUAUCUUCCUGCGAUAGGACUUUGGUACAGUAAUUUUUUGCUGCUGCCCCACUUGCCCAUUGAAUAAGCAUAGCAAAGUA